Thlaspi arvense is the source of this 1347-nucleotide messenger RNA. NCBI's taxonomy places the organism in Eukaryota, Viridiplantae, Streptophyta, Magnoliopsida, Brassicales, Brassicaceae. The record is from the annotation of a GenBank genome assembly.
AUGGAGGGGAAGAAGGGCAAGACUUUUUGGUCCAGAAGAUGUGAAGAGACAGUGUUCCAAAGCCGGAUGAACAAGAGAAGAUAUGCAUAUGAUGAUGGUGGUGAACCAUCAUCACCGUGGAAGAUCAACGGAAAGGGCAAAAUCUCUUGGCCUUUGUCGUCACAAAGACGAAGAAGAAUCGAAGACACAGGAUGUGAUCCAUCAUCACCCAUGGAAAAAGUCAAAACUGCCUCGUGGAGAAGAAGUGAAGAGACAAGAUCAUGGAAGAGAGUUGGAAGAGAAAGCAAAAGAAGAAGAAUAAGGGAUGUGAGUGAGAUAAUACUCAACCACGACUUGUUAGAUGAAGUUAUGUUGCGACUUCCAGUAAAAUCUCUGGCUAGAUUUCAAACCGUGUCGAAACACUGGAGACGUAUGAUAACGUCCAAGUUUUUCAUGGACAGACGAAGAGGAAGAAUAUCAUACGUUGAUGACCCCGAAUUUGCACUCGUACAGGAACAGGAACAUGACGUGGGGGUAGUUUCCAAGAGUGUUGAUGGUCUUUUCUGUUUCUAUGCUUCCAUGGAAUUGACAAGACAAAUCAAAGUGACAAACCCAGCAACGAGAUGGUCCUACAGGCUUCCUCUUGCCAGCAUUCAAAGAGAACAUUACCUAGACAACAAUGACACAGAGUUCCCUCUCCCAGGAUUUGGAAAAGACUACGUCACGGGAACAUACAAAAUAGUCUGGUUACAUAACAUUGACGACGAUAACAACUUAUCGUGCGAGGUUUUCGACUUCAGAGUCAAGCAAUGGAGGCAGAUUCCACCUCCUCCUGAUCAGCGCUUAAAGAACUACCAAGCACCAAUUUUUGCAAACGGAUGGCUUUAUUGGUUCAGCCAAGAGGAUACCAAGUUGAUUGCUUUUGAUGUGCACAUGGACAUGUUUCGAGUCAUUCCAAAUCCUAUUACUGAGGAGGCCUCAUCGUCUAUUGGAAUGCAGAUGGGUAGCAUAGACGAUGACCGUCAUCUUGUGUGGAUUUCAGACACAAAUGGAGAUGGCAUGCAACACGUGUGGAGGCUCACUAACCACAAUACAGAAGGGACAUUGUUGAAAAUGGACAAGAUGUUCUCCAUUGACAUGAACAAGAUUACAUCGACUUGGUUUGAUGAUCCUCUUCGUGAUUCUCCGCUCUUCAUUCUUGAGGCAGUUUCCAAGGAUGGUAACAAGGUGAUGCUCUCAAAAGUAAACAAUUAUCUCGUCCUAUAUCAACCCCGAAGCUCUACACAUCGCAUCUUGUCUUAUUCCUCUCUACGUCAGUGGGAUAGUGCUUGUGUUGCUUUUUUCCCAAGUUUAGUCUGUCCCUUGUGA